UCCGUGGGUUUUGUUCCGGAGUGGCCUGUUAUUAUUUUUGAGUGGCAGGAGAAAUCUCGCUCCUCCCAGGCUGACAACAUGGAUAUGUAUGCUGUGCCCAACCCCGAAAUACCAGAAUGUCCACCGGGGUUAGAGUACCUGACUCAGGUGGAUCAGCUACUCAUCAAACAGAAAGUGGAGCUCGUUGAAGCCCUCGUCGGUUUUGAGAGCAACAACAAGUACGAAGUCCGCAACAGCUUGGGUCAGAACGUGUUCUACGCCGUGGAGGAGAACGACUGUCUGAGCCGGCAGUGUUGCGGCCCCAUGCGCUCCUUCAACAUCCACGUCCUUGACAACUUUGGACAGGAGGUGAUCACCGUCACCAGGCCACUCAAGUGCAUGGCAUGCUGCUUCCCUUGUUGUCUACAAGAGCUGGAGGUGCAGUCUCCCCCUGGUAACACGGUGGGGUACGUUAAACAACAGUGGCACCCGUUCUCCCCCAAAUUCAUCGUCGCCAACGAACACUCCGAGCCCGUGCUGAAGAUCAACGGGCCCUUCUGUGGAUGGAGCUGCCUACCUUGACUUUGACACAGAAAAAACAUUACGUUUGUGAAAACAGGACACGGUGACAUUCUGGCCCUCCGGACAUUUAUUUUGUGUGUGUAGGGGGGGUUUUGCAAGGGAUCCUCCUCGUGCUCCGAAGCAGGAAAUAUGUUUCCAAUCAGAGCGGGCGGUAGCUUGGAUGAAGCCGUCGCACAGGGCACGCUCUUGUGUGGUACAGUGUGGCCAUUGUUGCACGGCUCAGCUGGUUUUAUUAGAUUGAGCAGUCAAGGGGAUUUGGGUCAGUGAUACAGACCUUUUACUAGACCCAGAAGAGGGGUAACUGAAGCAUGAUAUUACCAUCCCGGUUCUUCCCUUGCUGCUUUGAAGUCAAAUUCAAGUUACUGUGGCAAAGGGCAAACAGUUGAAAUUGGAUGGGAUUAUGAAUUGUUCCAUGUUUUCCCUCCAACGAAUUUGAUUGAUCUUCAUUCUAAUGCAACGCACGUCUGCAUCGUGUCCUCUCUUGUGACUCUUUCUGCAGAUUCUGACGAUGGAUGAAGUCAGUAAGAUUGGGAAAAUCAGUAAGCAGUGGACGGGGCUUCUCCGGGAAAUGUUCACAGACUCUUUAUUCCAAUCGUCUAUUCUCUCAUUACGUCUAAUUACUUAUGUGUGCAAUACUUUCAGUUAUGACAAAAUACCUGUUUUCAUGUGAAAUACUAAAUGAGACCUGUGGCCUCAAAUCAUUUGUAAAACCAAUAAGAGUGGUUAUCGCAGGUCUAGACCAUACUCUUAACUUUCUUUAUAUUAUAGUGAUUACUUACUGUCAUCAGACCCACCAACAUGUGAAUAAAUGCUUACACGAUAGUGAUUAUUUUCUAAUGUUCAAUUAAUCAAAUGUGUUAUUGUUGAAUAGGAGCAACUACUGUAUGAGCCGUUCCAAGCUGUUCUCAAGUAGCUCUUUUCA
This is a messenger RNA of Cyclopterus lumpus (lumpfish), 1483 nucleotides long. Its product is annotated as phospholipid scramblase 2-like. Lineage: Eukaryota; Metazoa; Chordata; Actinopteri; Perciformes; Cyclopteridae. Gene Ontology annotation, cellular component: plasma membrane. Gene Ontology annotation, biological process: plasma membrane phospholipid scrambling. The transcript has 5 exons. Bases 79 to 561 code for a protein of 160 amino acids. The record is from RefSeq and is a predicted model, not a curated record. Gene Ontology annotation, molecular function: phospholipid scramblase activity.